AUGUUAUUUCAAUUGACCAACUUUUCCACGAUACUGGCUGAAACAUCUAAUAUAGUUGAUGGAACAUCCACUGUGAAUUUAGAUCAGGUUGCUAACAGUAUUGGUACAAUUAUUGUAAACAAGCUUUUCACCGCAAAUUCCUCAGCCUCCAAGGCCUUUGAUGGAAAUAAAGGUCUUUUGGAAAAGCUUAAAAUAUUGGCAGAUAAUGAAACAUAUCCAAAGUAUGAAGAUUACAUCUCAACUUGUCAAGGUAUGUUAAGAGUCCUGAACAAUGCUUUGGAAGCCAUUUUACCCAAAACAUCAGUGGAGACACCAGCAGCAUUAGAUAUAUAUACCAUAAUGUCGGAUAUCUCCAGCAGACAGGAGUUAUCUGAACCGAACGACGCUGAUCUUACUCCUGCAGAAAGAGCAUUCAUUGCUUUACAGAUUGCUAUGAAGAAUGAACUGGAUGCGGAUAUAAAAAAUGAUGUUGUUAAAAACGAGGUUCAAAUACUAUUGGACAGUAUUUCCGAUUUAGGUCAUGUGCUUCAGAGACUGAACUAUCGUAAACAGAUGGCUGUUUACGUUCAGAAUGGACACAUUAAUUCCACAGAAGACAAGAAACUGAUAGCGGAGCUGAUUCAGAAUGGGUUUCAGAACAAUGACGUAGAUUUGAAUUUUGUAGAAUCUGAUUCCCAGUCUCCACAUGAGCAAGCCGUACAGGUAACAUCAUAUGACCACACACCAUUUUCUUGGGAUGAGGAGUCUAAGUUCAUAUCAUCAAAGACGGUAACUGUGUCAGUCGGAGAAGGCAAUACAACAAACUCAGCAAUACCAUCUAGAAUCAAACUGCAAAAUACUGAUUUAGUACCAACAAGAAAAACCAUCAAUAUAGCCAUUCCUGUAGAUAAAAAUGAAACCACUUCACAGAUGCUGGCGUAUAAAAUGUACUGGAAGACACCUGCAGACAAUUUGAUAAUCAGUAUUAAUAACGCCAUGGAUCACCUCAAUCACACUAUUUACAUUCGGAAGAAAGAACCCCCAACGGAAGACGAAUAUGACUGGAAAAAAAUUACAGAAUCAAGCGACUGGUUAACCACCAGCGAAAUAAAAGUGGUAGUAGACCGGGGAUUAUACACAGCUCCAACAAAUGUGUAUAUUGGAGUCCUUGUUCUAAAAGAAGCGUCUUCCGCUCCUACAUUAACCAGGCGAAGACGAUCAUUGAGUACUACCAUUGUUGAAUAUGAAAUUAUUGGUGCUACGGUUGGUUGUAGAGUAUGGGAUACUUUAAAGCAGAAAUGGGACAAAAGUUCAUGUCAGCUCUCUGCUGCAUCAACCAUCAAUGAGACUGUUUGUGAAUGUACCAGUCCACCGGGAAACAGUUUUGCAACAACUUUCUACGUUCCUCCAAACACGAUCGAUUUUGGAAGUGUUUUUGAAAAGUUUGAUUUGAAAAACAACGCAGCGGUGUUUGCAACAGUUGUAUCACUAGUACUGUUGUAUAUUUUGUUAUGUGUAUGGGCAUUCAGACAGGACAGAAAGGAUCACACAAAGUGGGCUUUAUCAUACCUGAGUGACAAUGGACCCUACGAUGAUUACUUGUACAUUAUAACGGUGGUCACAGGACUACACAGAAAUGCAGGAACAAAAUCCAGAAUAGGUUUCAUGAUAAUUGAUGGCAAACCAAAGAAUAGCCAUUUUUAUGAACCAGAUGUACGAAUAUUAGAUGACGAAUCACAUCGAGGUUUUGGUGUUGGUAGCAUCCGGAAAUUUGUCAUGGGCGUUUCUAAACCAAUAAAUGAUCCAACGGUAUUAAAAAUUUGGCAUGAUAAUAGCGGACAAGGAAAUUCGGCAUCAUGGUAUCUUAAUAAAAUCCUACUGCAGGAUGUGCAAACUAGUGAGAGGUAUCUGUUUAUAUGUGAUCAAUGGCUUUCUUUGGACCACGAUGAUGGCUGCAUUGAUUGUGCCAUUCCUGUUUCAGAUAAGUUGGAUAAACACAAAUUCUUAUUUCUAUUUCACGAAAAGACCAGACAAAACACUACAGACAAUCACUUUUGGUUAUCAGUUGCAAUUCGACCUGAAGACAGCAACUUUACAAGAAUAGAACGAUUGGCUUGUUGUUUGUCAUUGUUGUUUCUUACUAUGAUCUCAAACGCAAUGUUUUAUGGACAAAAUACCGGAAGUCAACUUUCAAUUGGACCUAUCAAAUUAUCACUUUCUGUGAUAUACAUUUCACUUAUAAGUGCAAUAAUUGCAGCACUUCCAAUAUUCUUAGUAUCUUAUAUGUUUAGAAGUUCUAGACAUCGUAAAACAAGCGAGAAGAAGCCUUUACCAAAUAAUGAAGAAGUCCCUGACAUUACACUACAAUCCACUAAAAAGACCAAUGAGGAAACCCAUCCAAAAGCAGAUGUUACAGACGACAAUGAAUUUUCACUUCCAUUUUGGUGUAGAUAUGUAGCGUGGGGAAUUGUUACAUUAGCCGUCUUCACAUCAGGAUUUUUUCUCAUUCUGUAUAGCAUGGAAUGGGGAAAGACAAAGUCAGAGGAAUGGCUGCUAUGUUUCUUUAUGUCAUUCAUCGAAUCGAUGCUCCUCGUUGAUCCACUAAAGAUUAUACUGCUGUCACUUGCAUUCUCUUGGAUUGUAAAUAGUUAUAAAGAAAAAUCUGUAAAAUACGACAGAGAGAAACUUCUUCUGGAGACAAAAAGACGUGCAGCAAGUCCAUUUUCAUAUAUUUUGGAUGUGUAUAAAAGGAAGCAAGCUCCAUUGAAACCAAAGAAACUUGCUAAAUUGAAAGAAAAAAGACAGCAGCGACUUAAAGUGCAAGAGAUAUUUAUAGAACUAGUCUUAUAUAUGAUAUUCCUUGCUGUUUUGUAUAGUAUCAGUUUUAGUAACAGAGAUUCUAGAUGGUAUAAUGUCAAACAUCAUCUAGAGCAGCGUCUUGUUACAUCGAAUAAUAUCUCAACAGGCGACUCAACAUUAAGAUACGAUCAGGUUAAAACUGCAUCUAAUUUAUAUGUAUGGAUCGAUGAGACCCUUAUUCCUUUUCUAUUUCCACGGUACCAUACCAAUGGAGAUCAACUGAAUGCUGAUAAAAGAUUAUAUGUACAAGACCAAGUCAAUUUUCGUGUUGGUCCAAUGAGACUGAGACAACUAAGAACAGUUCAAGAGCCAUGUAGGACACAGUUUUGGGGUAAUUUUACCUGUUAUGAUGAAUAUUCUAUUUACGGAGAGGAUGAUGUUAACUAUUGUGUAGCCUGGGAGCCUCACCCUUGUGUUAGAGGUCAGGCUGUAUAUAAUAUGACAUCUGCUGCCUGGACUUUUGUGUCGUCUGUUGAUAUUUGGGGACUUCCGGUCAGAGGACUACAUUCUACAUAUGGCGGUGGUGGAUACAUAGCAGAAUUCAUCGUCAACUACAACAUAUCACGUCUAAUUCUAAAUGAGUUGUACAAUUACACAUGGAUAGAUCGUAGAACGAGAGCCAUAUUUACAGAAUUCUCCUUGUACAACGUAGAUGACAAUGUUUUUGUUUUCAUGACGUUUUUGACCGAAUUUCUUGAAACAGGUGGUGUCAUUGCAAGUACAUCAAUCAAACCGUUUCGGCCUUAUCAACAUAUCGGAAGUCUUGGUAUUUUCAUCUUUAUUUGUGAAAUUAUUGUACUAAUUGGAAUACUUAUAUUUUCUGUUCAUAAAUGCCUUUUGUUUCGGAGAAAAGGAAAGAAGAUGUUUAAGGAAUUAUGGCAUGUUCUUGACAUAUUAAUUAUAAUUUUAUUCUUUGUUGCCACCGUAAUGUAUAUCGGUAGAUGGAUAAUGAUUAAUUUAGCUAUGGACGAAUGGGAAAAUCAUAAGAAUAAAUUCGUCAACUUCAGUCAUAUUGCGUCUUGGGACGAAAUGUUUAACAUUUUCUUGGCAUUCAUUAUAUUUCUGACAACAAUGCGAAUCAUGCGAGUUCUCAGCUAUAAUGAAAGAAUAAAUCAAUUUGGACAGGUACUUGCUCACGUGAGCCGUGAUCUUUGUGGAUGUUUUGUAAUGUUUGUUAUGGUGUACGUAGCGUUUUUUACUUCUGGACAUCUAAUAUUUGGCAGGCAUUUAGAAACAUACAAAAACUUAUUCGUGUCAUCAACGACAUUAGUCAAUGCUAUUAUCGGUAAAAACAGCAUCAAUGAUGUGUUUUCUGUGGAGCCGGUUCUUGGAAGAACCUAUUACUUCUUCUUCGUUUUGUUUUUGUUGUGGAUUUUAGUGACAAUGAUGAAUGCAACAUUAAAUGUAGGUAUUACAACCGUUAGGAACAAACCUGUUCGGUCAACAUAUGGCAUCACAAACAUUGUAGCAAGCUUCUGGAAAGAGACGGUUGGUUUCAUUAUUGCAUCAAAUAAUGUCACAUCAAAGGGCAAGAUAAAAUUGUCACCAGACUACAUAGUAAGUAAGGAAGUUCCAAGGCAAAUAGAACUUAUACGACAGGAAGCCACAAACCAGAUGGAAGUAAUAAAACCGAACGUCGAUUUAACGAAAAAGAAAAUACGUCCAAGACGUAUUUAUCAGUAGUAUUAAUAUAAUCCAUGUGCAAUAGUUGGUCUUAAAGUUAUUUGUAACAUGACAAAUGCGAUAUCUACCGUUGAGAUUUGUUUAAAACGGGACAACAAUUAACACGAAUGCUUUAACAGUCGAUUUUAAAAUGGUUCAUUCAAACCGUGUUCUGCAAUCAGUUUUUUUUUUCUGUGCACCAUAAACUUGUGCAAUAUGAAAUAAUCGUGUUUUGUGUGAGUAAUGUUUAAUAA
Messenger RNA from Mytilus trossulus (common blue mussel), 4754 nucleotides. RefSeq names its product polycystin-1-like protein 2. Lineage: Eukaryota; Metazoa; Mollusca; Bivalvia; Mytilida; Mytilidae. The record is from RefSeq and is a predicted model, not a curated record. Bases 1 to 4521 code for a protein of 1506 amino acids. Gene Ontology annotation, molecular function: protein binding. The transcript has 15 exons.